AAGAACGAGGUGAUGAGCAGCCAGCUGGACGUGGACAACAUGGCCGGCGUCUUCUACAUGCUGGGGGCGGCCAUGGCUCUGUCGCUCAUCACCUUCAUCGCCGAGCAUGCCUUCUACUGGCAACUGCGCUUCUGCUUCAUGGGCUACUGCACGGGCAAGCCAGGCUUCGUCUUCUCCAUCAGCAGGGGCAUCUACAGCUGCAUCCACGGGGUUCAGAUCGAGGAGAAGAGCAGCUCAGCUCUCGACUCUCCAUCGGUCACCAUGAACAACACCCAAUCCAACAUCCUGCGUCUGCUCCGAACCGCUAAGAACAUGGCCUCCCUGUCCGGGGUUAACGGCUCGCCUCACAGCGCCCUGGACUUCAUCCGUCGUGAGUCAUCUGUCUACGACAUCUCCGAGCACCGCCGCAGCCUGGCAGGUCACUCGGACUGCAAGCCUCCAUACUUGCCGGAGGAUAACAUGUUCAGCGACUACAUCAACGAGGUGGAGAGGACGUUCGGGAACCUCCACCUGAAGGACAGCAACCUGUACCAGGACCACUACCUGCACCACCACGGAGGCUCUGCCCUGGGGCUCAGCGGCCCGCCACUUAACAGACCCCACAGCCUGGGCAGCAACAGCUCUCUGGAAGGGGGCAUGUUUGACUGUGACAGUUUAGGUGGAGGAGUGGCACCCAUCUUCACCACCCAGCCACGCUCUGCCCUGACCCACAGGAACAUGAGUAAGUUUGACCUGAUUGCCAGUCAGAACCCACCCUCCGGGCCGGGCUUCAAAUCGGGACUGUCAGACCUGUACGGAAAGUUCUCCUUCAAGGGAGGGGCCUCUAGCUCAGGUUACAUCCCCGGGCACGACAGGUACUGUGGGGGAGGGGGCAGAGAGGAUGACGGAAACAUCCGUUCAGAUGUUUCAGACAUCUCCACUCACACGGUCACCUACGGGAACCUGGAGGGCAACGCUAAAAAGCGUAAGCAGUAUCGCGACAGCCUGAAAAAGAGGCCCGCCUCGGCCAAGUCGAGACGAGAGCUGGAUGAGAUUGAGCUGGGCUACCGGAGAAAGCCCUACCACACAGGCUACCACCACUACCAUGGCCACCGCUCCUCCUCCCCGCCCCUACUGGCCUCCGAACGCAAAAGAGGAGGAGGCGGCAAUGCAGGGAGCACAUCCUACCUGUUCCGUGACAAAGAGAGUGUGAGGGAUUUCUAUUUGGACCAGUUCCGCCCCAAAGAUGGUGUCCCCCAAUGGGAACAUGUGGAUCUGACAGACGGUCCUGGAGGGGGGGGUGGAGGCGGCGGGGGGAACUGUACAAGUUUGGUGUCAGUGGACGACUUCCUGAAACAAAAUAAACCCAAGAAAUCAGAGUCUAAGAGUGGGGGCGGCACAUCAGGGGCGGGGUUGGCAGGAGGAGACUGGGAGUGUCGAAACUGCCGUGCCAGCGGAGGAGGGGUCAAGCAGAUGUCAAUGCAUGGCAGCGGGGCGGGGGAGAGGGGAGGCGGGUACGGUGGAGGGGUUAGUUGUGGAUCCUCGGGGGGUGGAGGGAACAGCCGUCCCAGCUCUGCCACCUGCAUGCGCUGCGAGGGCUGCAAAAAGACAGGCAACCUGUACGACAUCAGUGAGGACAACAACCACCUCUUGGAACAGAUGGGGGGUGGGAAAGGCGGAGGCAUGGGGGCUGUGGGGUUAAGUGGAGGUGCCCAGCCUCAAUCUCAAGCCCAGCGUAGGAAAUCUGCCGGCUUUGGAAAGCCCCUCCGACGGCAACACUCGUGCGACACCUUCGUAGACCUUCAGAAAGAGGAGGCAGUCGGAGUCAGGGGGGUCAUGGGGGAUCUAGGAGGGGGCGGUGGGGGCAUGGGGGGUGCAGGAAUGAGCGGGAUGUUGCCUCCACCCAGAAGUGUUAGUUUAAAAGAGAAGGAGCGCUAUAUGGAGGGUGUUAGCCCCUUCGCCCACAUAUUUGAGAGGCAUGGAGGCUCAGAGAGGGAGAAGGAGCGAGACAGAGACCCUCUGUUCUACGGUGGUGAGAUGGCCAAAGAAGCAGGGUCGCCGUUUGGCUUGUUCCGAGGUGGUGAGGGCCUUCACCGCCGCUCAGUGGGGGAAAGGGACAUGAGGGACCGAGAAAGAGCCAUGAUGGAGGGCGGUGGAGGAGGAACCUACUCCUUAUCCAAAUCUCUCUACCCGGAUAGGGUCAACCAAAACCCCUUUAUUCCAACCUUUGGUGACGACCAGUGUCUCUUGCAUGGCGCCAAACAAUACUACAUGAAAAAGCAACAACAGCAGCAGCAGCAGAUGCCCCCAAAAAACAGCCGAAGUGACUUCCGGGGCUCCGUGGGUUUGACAUCUUUCUUGCCAGCGACUGCCACUGCUGGGGUCAUGUCCACCGUGGCCCCCAGGUUCCCUAUGGACCUGUGUCUGGGAGGGAACCUCCACGGCUCCACGCUGGGUGUGGGGCCAAUACAGCGCCCGUUCAAUGGCAGCAACGGGCACGUGUACGAGAAACUCUCCAGCAUAGAGUCAGACGUGUGAGAGAGGAGACUGGGUGGGGAGGCAUGGAGGGAGAGAGGGAUGGCAUUAGUCCCGGGAAGUCAGGGAUGAUGAGGCACUACUGUCCACAUUGCAACCGCAACACUUUUAACAAGGAAGGAGAACAGUCAGGGAAGAGAAGAUUAACGACAGAAUGGUGAAAAUAUUUGACAGAAGAGAGCAGGGUGAGUUAGAAGGGAAGAUGGGGACAUUCAUGCCCUGUUAUUUUGUUUCAAAACAAUGAAUACAAGAGGUGACACGUGGGUAGGGUUAUGUUAACUCUAUUAUUUAUUUGGCCCUUGCCAUCAAUACACUCAAAAAGAACACAAAAGUGACACCUCUGAAUGUGAUAUUGCAGGUUUGAGCCAAAUGGCUUACAGAGUCACACCUACAGAGUGAUUAUGAGAAGGGAAUGUGAGUGAGUAGGGAAGUGUCCAUCUGGUCAAGUGUUAUUAAAGAAAGGAGAUGUUGUCAUGACUCAUGUUGAUGAUAGCGUCCGAAAAUGAGUUUUUUGGAAGACGAUGGCCGUGUUUACCCCCUGCACUAACUCUCCCUCUUUUUGCAUCUACACUCUUAGAGAAAAGGGUUCCAAAAGGGUCAUGUGGCUGUCCCCAUAGGAGAACCCUUUUUGUUUCCAGGUCGAAUCCUUUAUGGUUCCAUGUAGAACCCUCUGUAGAACAGGUUCUAGCUGGAACCUAAAGGGUUUUGUACCUGUAACCAAAAACGAUUCUUCAAAGAGUUUAUGGGGACAACCGAAGAAUCCUUUAAGGUUCUAGAUAGCACCUUUUUUUUCUAAGUGAGAUGUUCUGCUCCCUUACACCCAAACAACUGUCUUUGACUCUUGUUUGUUAUGAUAAUUCAAUCAUAAAUGAAAAUAAGAUAUUCUUACUGAAAUAACAGGGUAAAACAACAAUAAUGUUAUUAACAUUGUGAUUAACAAAAGUGAUAUUAUGAAGUGCUUAUGACAUUAGGUUUGGUUUAUGUUCCUUUGAUAUUUCAAUACGGUUUAAUAUUUGUGGUUAUUUCUUUGUCUGCCCGAUGGUGGCAGGAAGCUUGUUAUCUAAUUCAACUAACAAGCCUGAAGGACUGAGUGAAAAGUCAUUAGGUCUCUUGUUUUUGUUUUAAUGAUAUACAGCCCAUGCUCAUUCCUUCAUUUGCUGUUUUUAAAAUGGUUGCGGAAAGGAUCUGGAAGACCUCAUUUGCUCAGUACUGAGCGGUUCUUCUUUGUUUGAGGUUUCAAGAGAUUUCACACCCUGUUUCUGAACUUUUGUUGGUCAACAACUGUGAAAGACGUGUCUUGCCAUGAAGCAGAUGGCUGAAGAUACUGACUGAAGGACGAGCCUUAAAGGACUCCAGAUGAUGUGCACCCCAGAGAGCUCAGCAGGGCGUGAUGUAACAGCACGAUACGUAGUGAACAAGGUGUUAAGAUGUGUACGAUAUCCACUUGUCUCGAAGGAAGAAACGUGCUGCUCUGAAACCAAGUCAUUAUUUACAGAUGAGAGACUGUGGUGUGUUUCAAGACAAUAACAUGUUUGAAUAACUAACACUUAACUUGAUGUGGACAUUAUUACACAGACAUUAAAAUACCAUCGGAAGUGCUUCAUAAACCUGUCACAGGUCCAUACUAAAGAACACCACACAUACUGUCAGACUGCUGUGCCUCAUCUAACAAGCAUUUGAUCAACCCUUUUGGAUUCAGGUUCUUAGAAAACAGCCAGCCGCCUCCUAGGCUCACUUUUUAACACACCACUUAUCUCGUAAAACCCGUUGCGUUCACUCUCUGAAGUUAGGAAGGUCCAUACAGGCUUAUGAGACACGUUGAAGAAGCAUUUGUGAAUGCAGUUUUACUUCACGGCAGUCAGAGUGUGUUUAAUGUGUAUUAUAGGCGUAUGCUCUGUAAUUCUAAAUUGAACUCAAAUCCUCUUAAAAGAUGUUGUUGCCCACAGAAGAUGGUAAUGGUAUUGAUGAACGGCUGAAUGUAAGUCGUGAGGAUGUCUCCAAAUGGGACAUUCCUCCUCAGACUGAGGCAGUUAGACGGAGGAUGUCUUGAGAAUGCUCACGCUGUACGCUUUGACAGAUGUUGACAGUCCUUUUAGCCUGAGACCUCUAUAUUGCACGGAAUCCCCCCCCCCCCGGGUUCAGACUUUCUGAAAUACAUGCCUUAUCACAUGAAACUGACUGAUGACACAAGAUAUUGUACAGCAUAUGAGCCUUUCAGUUAUUGAAAGGUUUUGUCUUCAAUUAGUAUGAGGUGUCAUUAGUUCAAGGGCUGCAGGAAAUUGUGUUUCAGUGCUGAAUGGAGAUUGAAGGUGCUGAGGGAGUAGAUUGCGCUGAGUCAUUCCUACUUCCAAUACGAUCAGACUGCACCUCUGUAAUAUGGAGAUGGAAGAUGGAGGGGAAAUGAUUGAGUGACAACAGCUGUUUUCCUAAACCUGUUGAUAACCUAUUCAUUUAUUCAGUACCGACUUCUCUCUCCAUACUAUUAAGAUGAAACCCAUCAAGUUAGCCUUAAAUCAAACUGAGUCAACACCCCCUGUGAAUUACUUCACAAAUGGAUGGGUAUCUUUGGACUUUUUAUAUACACAUAUUCUGGAUGGUCGUCCAGUAUCAGCAACGGAAAAGCAGAGGAAGAAAUGAGAGUUAUUAUCAAUCAACGUCAGCGUUAGUAUGUUAUCUUUUUUCCCUGUAAAUACAUUUUUUAACUAUUUUCCCUUUGUACAGUAGGCAGACAGUCAGGAUGUAAAUUUCAAUAUGUUUUACAACAAUUUAAGAAAUAAACAAAAUGGUAAUAAAAACAUAAAAAUACAAAAACUAAAAUAUGCAAAAUAUAGUUAAGACAAAUAUGAUUAAUAAUGAUAAGUGACAUGAUUGAACCUUUUAUUUGCUUUAAAUCUCAUAUUUACUUCAUUACAAAAGUUCACCAAUAAAUAGAAUUAUUAUUUUAAGAAUAUGCUUUUUUCCUAUUUUCAGUAAAGUGUUGGAAAUGAGGAUAAUUUAGUGUAGACGUUUGGUGAUAAGGGAGAACGUUUAGUUUAAGAGUCUUUGCUAAGUUUCCCUUGAAUUGUGUUAGAUUCUUUUUAAGAUAGGCUACUCUUCAUGCUUUACGGGAUACACACAAUUAUCUAUACGUUUAUGUAAUACAAUAUCACAUGUAUACAUACCAGUAGAUGGCUUUUGCAUAUAGAGACUGUAUAUUGUGAUCCUUCAUUUAAGCAAUCCUCAUAGAUUAAGUAAUUGACUGCAAGAUCAUUUGUGUUAUGUUGCCCUUUAUUCAACUGGGAUCUGAUGCCGACUGCACUGGUGUUGAUAGAGCCUACACUACGCAGGACUGACUCUUCCUCCUCAUUCUGUGUAUCUUUAAUAAGGAUAAUACUGAUAUCUUCAGUGAUACGUGUUCAGUAGCACUGGGCACAAAACAUUGGACUUUUCCCAGUGUUGCUCUCAUAAUAACAGAGGAUGGUGGUGCAGAUGGGGUCAAAAGGAAAUGGAAAUGCAGUUUUUCAACCCUUUAUAGAAUGAUGAAAUGUUUCUCAUCCAUGUCACCUAAACAUAAUGUGCAGAUGGUUAGAAAUGAAGGGUGAAUCAAGUAAGUCAAGGCAAUGAGUUGACAUCAUUAUGUUCAUUUGGGUUCUUGUCAGAGAAAAAAAUGAUAUCCUUUGUGAUGUAUUUAUCCUUGAUCAAAUCUCCACUGUGUGUCAAACUGUUUGGUAUGCAUGUGUGAGGAGAUAUAUAUGUUGUCUAAGCCAUUGUUUUAUUUAUCUGCUAGUUUUUGUCUGAGCAUUAUUGCUUUCAGUAACUUUCAAUUUGUUUAUUUUCCAACUUUUGGGGAGAAAUCAUUUUAGCUUGGCAUUUCUCAUUCAAAUGGAUUCAUGUCUAGAGGGUUUUUUCUGAAAGUUGAAAUUGAAAGAUGUGUUUUCACUGCACUCUGUUUGGGUCUGCAUAUUUUUGAUGCAACUCAUGUUGAUUUUACUCAUCGCAAUAAACUGCAUGAUCCCUUGGAGUGUUUGUGUUGGAAUCUACUGGUGUGUUGAUUAGUCUUGAAUGGAAGAAUCCCUUUAAAUGUACGGGCAAACAUUGUGAUAAGGAUGGUCAGGAACUCUUCUUGAAAAUGGCACUCUGGUCUUAACUGUUUUUUUCACUGGUUGGACAGGGUGGAAUAAACUGAUACUGUCGUACAGGCUGUCGUACCCUUUACCACAACUACUCUACGGACAGCAAGUGCAGCAAGUGAGAAACAGCAAGCAGUGUUUUUUCCCCAAGGCCUUGUGGUCCCAGUUCCACUCUGCACAAGCAUGUCAGUACACAUACACAUUUGUUUAAAUGGGGUAUGAAGCUAAAUGCAAUGUCACAUCAGCCAAAGCAAGGAAAUGCUCUGCCAUGGUAGUGGACUGUAGAACAGGCCGAUGCUAUUGGGUGGAUACUCCAGCUGGAACACAUUUAUCUAUUAUGAUAACAAACAUCACUACAUCUACAACACUGGUUUAUUCCUGUAUUUCAAAGUUGAAUAAACAACACUGGUUUCAUUGUGUUUUUAUUAUAAUAUUUUGCCAAUUGAUGAAAAGGACUUUAAUUUGUAUUACAAUAUAAACGUUGAUAGUAAUAGUAUUACAAUCAUUACAUUGUGAACACAGUGAUUGGUUACAGGCCUAUUAAGGAUUAACAUUGCAACUUUAUGCAUUUUUUGUUGCGCUCUCAUUUCUUGUAGAUUGAAUGAAAGUGGUGCACUGUGUGUGUUUGUGUGUGUAUGCUCGAAUGGUUGAUCAGUUGUGGGCGCGUGUUUAUUUCAGCAUAUAACAUGUACAACGGUUUGAUUUCCUUUUGUCUUCAUGAUUAAGAUACAUAACAGGACACAUGUUAUAGUAAUGUGGGUAACAUUGGUUAAGGGGUUGUUGCAAAAUGUAUUUUAUAAAAAAUAUUCAUUGCUGAGAGUGUGUACAGACAGCCUGAGUUUUAGGGCAAGUUUGUGAUCUUUCUUUACCGAAGCUGAAUAUCCUGAUUGAAUUAACCAUGAGUAGGUGAAAUGUAACAUGAAUAGUAUCAACUGUAUACAUGUUAUUGUAGGCCAUUAUUUCUCCUUUUGUGGCCCUUUCUUUGAAGUGUUACACCAUUUUUACACCAUUAUACAAACAGAAAAGUAUAUACAAAUAAAGAAUUGUACAGAUUGUGUAAAUAUGAAUAUUGGAGAAAACAUUUAAACUCAUUCCUUCAUUUUUUUUGUAUGGAAAUGAUUCAAUUAACCACAAGAACAAAUGAAUAAAGUCAUUGGAUAUUUGCACAAAAAGAAAUCAUCAUGGUACCUCUAAUAAGGAUAAUACUGAUAUCUUCAACGAUAAGUGCUAAAAUAUGACUUAUUUCUCUUUGUACAUGAUGAACAAAAAUUACGUGUUGAGUAUUAAUUAAAAAAAAUGGCAAUCUCACAAA
Molecule: messenger RNA, 7935 nt
Organism: Oncorhynchus kisutch (coho salmon)
Lineage: Eukaryota; Metazoa; Chordata; Actinopteri; Salmoniformes; Salmonidae
Product: glutamate receptor ionotropic, NMDA 2B
Cellular component (GO): membrane
Molecular function (GO): ligand-gated monoatomic ion channel activity
Source: RefSeq, a predicted model, not a curated record